This is a messenger RNA of Fusarium proliferatum ET1, 1356 nucleotides long. RefSeq lists its product as uncharacterized. The transcript is spliced from 2 exons. The coding region runs from base 1 to 1356 and encodes 451 amino acids. NCBI's taxonomy places the organism in Eukaryota, Fungi, Ascomycota, Sordariomycetes, Hypocreales, Nectriaceae. The record is from RefSeq and is a predicted model, not a curated record.
AUGUCAAAUACUCGCGUUGCAAUCGACCCCAAUGGUGACACUCUAGUCAUCCUUGUAACCAAGCAGGACCCUUCUCCCUCCAAAGAACCUACCAAACCUGCUGGCACCAUUGAAUCACCAACAUUCAUUGAGCAACAUUUUCUCUGCUCUCAGAAGCACCUGACACUUGCAUCGCGUCGUGCUUCUAAGUUGUUCUCGAGCGCCUUCAAAGAAGCUUCAAAACAAGAUGAUGGUCUUUAUCAUUGGAACUUUGGAGAUGUUUUCAAUGUGCAAGCCUUUGAGGUGGUCUUGAAAAUCAUACACGGUAAAACCCGCGGAGUUCCCCAGACUCCUGAAUUAGAUCUUCUAUCAAACAUCGCUUCUAUUGUUGAUGAUCUGGAGUGCUAUGAUGCACUAUCGUUCUGCACUGAGAGAUGGCUUGAGUCAUACAUUGGGUUCUUUUUUAAACAACCGGAAAAAAUGGAUAAGUCACUGGCACAACUUAUUCUCGUUUCUUUUGUGUUUGAGUAUAAAUAUCUGUUUCGAGAUUGCAUACGAAAAGCUACUCGGUAUACCUGCGAGGGUAUGCCUACAUUUGAUCUGCCAAUCCGCGCAGAUAUUCCAAGGCGCAUUGAAAAAAGUCGGACAGAGGUCCUACAGUACCUAGUUGAUGGAUUAUAUAAGGUUCACGAUGACCUUCUUCAGCGGAAGCUGGGAUGUAGUGGAGGUUGUAGAGCUUUGCUCCUAGGAUCUUUGCUUCAGGUCAUGACAGCAGCCGGCCUGUACCCACGACCCGAAUCUCCGUUUUACUCGCUUAGAAUCGACUCGAUUAUCAAUUUUCUGCGCGAUAUGCAGCCAUCGAUUUAUUACAGUUCGGUAACAGGGGGCCUCGCAGGAAAACAUUCUGGUUCAUGGCUACUAGCCGAGCAUCCAGCAUCUCCAACUGCUUCCCAGUCGAAUACUGCUACUACUCAAUCAACUCCAGGCCUUUUCGGGCCUGGUUCCUCAGGUUCCUCUACCUCCACUGGGGCUCAAUAUACCUCCGAUCCACGUCCAGCUCAUGGUGGAGUCUUUGGUGCUCCUAGAGUUGAACGCCGGGGGGUCCCCACUUCAAAUAACCCCCGAACAAGCGCUGGACUUUUUGGUGCAAGCACAGCACCUCAGCCUACAUUUACCCCCAUAGCUGCUUCUGGAGGACUUUUUGGAGCAAGGCCCGUGCCUCAAGCAAGCGAUCAGUUUAGUCCAGAUCCUGCUAAGAACGAGGAGGCGCCAAAGAAGCUUGUUCAACACAGCUGUUCUCUGAACAGUUUCAUCGAUCCUCUGUUGCUUGUAGCAGAGAGUAAGAUCGAAGGGUUAAAAUUGGAUGACCUUCCUUAA